Molecule: messenger RNA, 144 nt
Organism: Menidia menidia (Atlantic silverside)
Lineage: Eukaryota; Metazoa; Chordata; Actinopteri; Atheriniformes; Atherinopsidae
Source: the annotation of a GenBank genome assembly
AUGCUGGGGUUGGCGGCUAUGCUGUUCAGAGUGGUGGAGAGCAUUGUAUGUACCCAGGUCGAGGAAGCAAUGCUUCUUAAUGAAAUAACUUGUAAUUUAUUCUAUACUUCUGACCAGAGUGCUGCAGGGGUGAAGGAAACUAAG